Molecule: messenger RNA, 820 nt
Organism: Brachypodium distachyon (stiff brome)
Lineage: Eukaryota; Viridiplantae; Streptophyta; Magnoliopsida; Poales; Poaceae
Exons: 3
Coding region: 39-557 (172 amino acids)
Source: RefSeq, a predicted model, not a curated record
CUCAUGUAAGCUGAUGCCGUGAUACCUAUGGUUCAACUAUGCAUCUUACUGUCACUUGGCAUAUCAUGGGUUCUGAGAUUGUUUAUUACAGUGUACGCUCAUUGUUCAUGCAGGCCAAUGUGUUUGCUUUCUAUCUGACUGCUGUAUCCUCUGUCGUGUAUUUUGGAACGUUGGCGUUCCUGAUUUUAGUUUUAACUACGACUCGACUGACACACAGUCUCGAAUACACAGGAGAUGGGAUCACCAUAUUCCUCUGUGCACAUCAAAAGGAAGUAGGAAAGAAAGCAAAGAGUUCGGCUCGCUCGCUGAUCGCUAUGGACGCGAGGAAGGCUACCCUGUGCUGCUUCCUUCUCCUAGCACUCGUGUUGCACGGAAAUCUUGCUUCUGCAGAGACAUGCGGGACGAAUAUCUCCGGAUGUCCAUGGUGUUCAAAAUCUAUCUGCAAGGCGGCGUGCUGGGCGACCGGAAAACUCUACCGCGCCCACGUGAAGGGAUACAAGUUGUCGGGGUCAGGAAUCAAGAGAAAAUGUUACUGCUACAUGUGCCAAGAUGAUUAGCUAGUUAGUUAGCCUCGAAAACUGAAUUUUUUUCAAGAUAGGCUCGAUUGUGCUUUCAAGAAUUCCUUUUGUUGGUCUCGAUCGGCCACCUCAAAAGGAGAUUAGUAAUAAUCUAAGGUAGUACUAGUUGGCUUCACUUCACAGCUUCACUAGCUAGUCAGUCCCUAGAGUUUUCUCGGUUUUCUUCAAACGACGCUUCUACGUAUUAGUUGUUUCUUUUUCUUCAGUUAAUACUAUCCGAAAGUAUUGGUGUGGUAUAUUAA